Rana temporaria (common frog) is the source of this 1797-nucleotide messenger RNA. RefSeq lists its product as uncharacterized. The coding region runs from base 302 to 1576 and encodes 424 amino acids. The record is from RefSeq and is a predicted model, not a curated record. The transcript has 16 exons. NCBI's taxonomy places the organism in Eukaryota, Metazoa, Chordata, Amphibia, Anura, Ranidae.
UCACUUUCACUCUCUGCACUCACCACCCUUCCCUUCCCUUCCCUUCUGCAGACACACAGAGGGCUCUGUCCAGGCAGGAGGGGGUUACAGGAAAAUCUCCAGACGUGACCGUGUACAACAUACAUGUCACCCACAUACGUGUCACCCACAUACGUGUCACUCAUCACCAGGUGAAAGUGAAAGAGAGAGAAGGAAAGAGGUGACAGGAGGACGAGACAUCCAGCACAUGAGAGACUGAAGAGGAAGAGACCGCUGCAGUUCAUUUUGGGCAUUUUAUCGCCGAUAUCUGGAGCUCCUCCCCAUGGAUCAAUUCACCAAAGCUAAAUUGGGUCCUAUUCCACUUCCCUUUAUACUCUUCAUAUUCUUGCUUUCCUUGUGGAUCUUCUUUUCUAUCGGUGAAAACUCUCUCCUGUAUUCUCUCUGCAUGAUAAUUACAAUUCUCCUGAAAGGGUCCCUUCUCUCCCGUUGGUGUAUCUGGAAAUAUACUCCGCCUCCGCAGUGGCUGAUACUUGUGUCCGGGGUGAUUGUCCUGCAAAUCUACAUCAUCGGUGAAGACCUCCGGAUCUCCACCUUCUCCUUGAUUGUUCUGGUUCCGUUAUCCACCGUUUCUGGAGUUGGCAUCUUCCUAUCACAACCGGACCACCAGGAAGAGGGGAGGAGCAAUUCUCAGGUCAUCGGAAUCUUCUCCCGGAGCGCGGCGGAAGAAUAUAACUGGCUGUCGGCCGCCCUCAGAUCUUCGGGAAAGGCGGUCCCGUUCUACAUCACCAACAGCAACUUCCGGGAGUUCCGGGACCAGGUCUCCAAAUGUGCCUUCGCCAUAUUGUACCACUCCAAGACCAGGGGGCGGGUCAACGUCACCGACGUCACCGACUCGCUCUACGACGACGAGGUCAAACACAUGUCACAAGCCUUGGGUCGGGAGAAGGUUGUGGUUGUGGUGGAUGAUCUGGAUGACAGCAGCGAAGGGGCGAAGAACAGAAUCCUCCAAAGCCAGGGGACCAUCCGAGACCAGACCCGGGACCUCUAUCUCUUCACCAGGGAGGAGAAAAGGGACGAGGAACGGAUCAAAGAGAAGCUGCAACCCUUCCUGAGAACGCUGUCCCGGGGGUCAUCCAGUCAUCUGAUAGUAGAUGUGGUCGGGACUCUCAUCCUGUGUGGGCCGUGGCUUCAUUAUUGUGUUGGUGUUUAUGACGGCGCCAUCCUGAUCUUAUCUAAUAUUGGGGGUUCAUUGCUGAUCUACAACUUCCUGCUUCCCUUCGGCCUGUCCGGCACUGUGCUCCCGCUUACCUAUCCCAUAGACCGAACGAAACGUGUGCCCCGGGGCACGAAGAAGGGCUCUCCAUGGGCAGGCCUCCCCGCUCUUGUGGUGGUGAUGGCGUUGGAAUCGUUGGCUGCGUAUUGGUAUUGCUCCGGCUUGAAGGCGGUCCUGCUUUUUGCGCAGUCGGUUUUAACACUGCUCUACGCUGUUCUGUUAUCAGCAUCAUCAACCUUCAGUCUCCUUAAUACUGCAGCCAGUGAAGAGAACAGUAUAAGAGAACAUGGCCAGAGUCCAGAAUCACCUUUGGUGUCGGUCUAAUGAAGAAGUCUUGGAUGAAGGUCUCCUCCACAGCAUGGUGCUUUAAAAAGGGACUCUAGAAAUCUUAUACACUGACACUGUCCUCCAUCCCUUCCCAUUUUAAUUCUCUUCUCCCUCCCACAAAGAGCUCCCACUUGGCCCCCAGCACACCCCCUCCCCCAAUCAAUCUACCUUCCCUGCGCCACAAAGGGGCAGAUCCACAAAGAAGUUACGCUGGCGUA